Anopheles merus is the source of this 5019-nucleotide messenger RNA. RefSeq names its product glutamate receptor ionotropic, kainate 3 (gene Ir8a). Gene Ontology annotation, molecular function: transmitter-gated monoatomic ion channel activity involved in regulation of postsynaptic membrane potential; glutamate-gated receptor activity. Gene Ontology annotation, cellular component: postsynaptic membrane; plasma membrane. The transcript is spliced from 4 exons. Gene Ontology annotation, biological process: synaptic transmission, glutamatergic; modulation of chemical synaptic transmission; monoatomic ion transport. Lineage: Eukaryota; Metazoa; Arthropoda; Insecta; Diptera; Culicidae. The coding region runs from base 1694 to 4363 and encodes 889 amino acids. The record is from RefSeq and is a predicted model, not a curated record.
GGCCUUGACCGACAGCGGUUGUUGUGCCAAAGAAGAAGAAGAAGUAUGAUCGUAUCAUCUAAGAAGCAGCGGGCACAGUCGGAUGUUGCUAGUUGAGUGGUUGUUUGUUCGGUAGCUACAAGCCACAGUAACGUCGCAUGCCAAACAAAGUGCAAGCUCUGUUAAGGGCGGCCGUUUACUCGCACGACCUAACAACAUGUCCAUCGUUGGUUCAAGUCUAGAAUGGAUCGACUCCCUGUAUGGCACCGAAUAAGCCUCAAAAGUCUGUAUAGGCUGGCAUGAAGUAGAAACCACGUAGAACGUUACGAAACGAAGAAGAAAGAGAAGAAGAUUAAUCUCUCUAAACCUAAUACCAGCAAUAGUUACAGCUGGGCAAAGGGAAUGGCAAAGGUAACGUUGAAAACCCUUACCAAUCGUGUAUCAUAAUUACAGAAAAUUACAAUCAAAGGAACGAAAGUACUAUAAAGAUUUAGAAACAAAACUAAACUGACAAACAAAGUAAGCUACACCAAAGUAGUAGGCUGUUUUGGGUGCUUAAGAAUGUUAGAACAUGCACCUUCUGGUUUAAAAAAAACAUGAAAACUAUCGGGGAAGAAUUAAAAGUGUCUUUGAUGUAUGUUGAUCCAUACGAAGGAGAUGCAGCAAUAGAGCUUAAACGAAUUCAGCACAAUUUGAAACAGAGUAUAACGCAUCAACUGAUCACAAAUCAAAGCAAGUUCUCAACCACAAAUCCCCAAAAGCAACUUCCACCACCAUCAUCUCCCAACCGCAGUCCCAGGUUUUCUAGGUUCCAACAUUUCUUAGAAACCAACAUUGUACCUUUGGUAGUAGUUGGAGGGUUUGUUGGAAUAUUUAUACUGUAUCGCACAUUUUUCCUUCAAAGCUUUAUUUGCGUUUGCCCUCGGCCAACGUGCUAUGGAUACUCGUCAAGGCUAUGGCGUUACAUUCUCGAUCAGCUCGGGUAUGAGGAUACUCCACACUAUUAACAUCCUUACGCUGCUCUAACAGAAAUCGUGCAAGGAUUCGUCAAGACAAGAACCGUCCACUACUGCUUUGACAUCGACAUUACACUGCCGAAGUAGUGAUUUAUUGGAAUUAAUUAUGAAAAUUCGAGGCGAGCACGAAUGUGUCACACGGUGCCAACCACCGACGGCCCAAUCGCCCAGUAAAGGUAUGCAAUGGAUGAAUGAGGAUAAUAAAUGGUAAUUUUCGUAAAAUGGUGGUCAGUACUAGUUCCCCUGUAUGCAUGUCAGUGGCACAAUACGUCCAACAAAGGGUUGGAGAAAGAAAGGCAGGACAAUAAUUUGACGUCAAAUAUAUAAGAUUCAAAAUUCUGUGCUAACCACUUACGAUGCCAGUCAAUUGAUUCUGAUAUAGGGUAGCAUUUCAAAAGUAUAUGCAUCAUUCUUUUUCUAGCUUUUCACGACGCAGGAACUCGUUACGCGUAGGGAACAGUAGAAGAAAAAUGUUGGCAUUUAUUUUUUUUGCGAUUUUGGUGGUAUUUCAGCCUGUAAUAUCAAUCGAUGUAACGCAGGAGGAAGGACAGAGUAAUUUGUUUGGAAUUGGUAAGAUUGGUGAUAAGAAGUACUGUGAUGUUAUGUUAUUGUUUUGUUUUUUUUUAACCAAUGAGUGAUUGCUAAUAAAAUACUUUACAGCAAUAAUACACGAAAAGACACAACCGCACAUUCCUAUAAUGGUAGGUAAUGUAAUGAAGAAAGUGAUGGCUAAUGCAAAUGGAAUAUCGAUAAAAGAAUACUAUAUUCAAUACGAUCAUGAAUUUGCACCGUUUGGUGAAGACGAACAGUUCUGUGCAGCCAUGUUUGAGGGAGUUUCAAUUCUGCUGGAUACGACUUGGAUUGAUUCGAGACACCUAGCCAGUGCUGCAGAAGAGUUUGGCAUUUCCUACUUCCACAUUGACCUGUCCGUGCAAACGUAUGUGAAACUACUGGAAAGCUUUCUAUUGGCGCGUGGUGGCAGCGAUGUAGUGUACAUCCUGCCAAACUAUCAGGAUGCAGAUGCCACGAUUUAUCUGCUCAUAACAGAUUCAUAUCUUCGGGCCAUCGUCUUUGGCGAACUGGAUGGUGAUACGGUGGACAGAAUAAAGGACCUUCGACCGUAUCCAUCCUUUUACGCCGUGAUAGCAGGAACGAUGGAAAUGAACACCAUACUUCAAAAAGCCAUUGAUGGUGGGCUGGUGCGUAAGCCGGAGAAGUGGAACUUGCUGUUCACCGAUCUGCAGACAGACAAGUAUACCCUUGGGGAUGAUUUCCCACAAAUGAAUCGUUUGGUUCUGGACAGCAAUACGUGUUGUAUCCUUUUGCAACAGCGCUUUCCCUGCAUCUGUCCUGAAUCGUUCGAUCCGAUGGAUGCACAUUUACAGAAUGUGCUGGAGCGAAUUGUGCAAUGGUUUAUCAAAUAUCCUAUUCCUCUGGUACGCGCAUCUAACUGUACGCCGGAGUCACAGCAGCAAGAGCUCUUGGAGCAUGCGAUCGCAGCGCAGAAGAAACUAAUGAACGAGAUCGCCGCGAUGGCAGAAUUUUGGAUCACACCCGAGAGCGGUAUGUUACGUCCCAAUCUUAAUCUCUCGAUAAUCAGCCAACCCGCAAAUCAAAACACUACCAGUGCAGCACAGCCGCCGCCAGCUGCCACAAUCGGAAAUGUGGCAAAAGGUCAGAUAGUGCUGGUUAAGAACGAAUCGCUUCAACCUAGCAAACGGUUUUUUCGCGUCGGAACAACCGAAUCUAUACCGUGGGCAUAUCGCAAACGUGAUCCAAAUGGAAAUAUCCUGCGCAAUUCGGCCACUGGCGAGCCGAUCUGGGAAGGGUACUGUAUCGAUUUCCUGCAUCAGCUGUCGGUUGUUAUGAACUUUGACUACGAUCUCGUUUCGCCACGGAACGGUACCUUCGGGCUGCGUGAUGCGGACGGCAAAUGGGAUGGCCUUGUCGGCGAUUUAGUCGUGGGUGAGAUCGAUUUUGCUAUCGCUUCGCUCAAAAUGACGGCCGAACGGGAGGAAGUGGUAGACUUUGUAGCGCCAUACUUCGAGCAAACGGGCAUCCUGAUAGCAAUGCGCAAGCCGGUUCGCGAAACGUCGCUGUUCAAGUUUAUGACCGUGCUGCGUCUGGAGGUUUGGCUGAGUAUCUUGCUGGCGAUCGUUGCAACCGCUGUCAUGCUGUGGCUUUUGGAUAAGUUUUCACCAUACAGCGCGAAAAAUAACAAGGACGCGUAUCCAUAUGAGUGCAGAAAAUUCACAUUGAAAGAAAGCUUCUGGUUUGCGUUGACCUCUUUCACCCCUCAGGGUGGCGGGGAAGCACCGAAAGCCCUCUCGGGUAGAACGCUUGUGGCUGCAUACUGGUUAUUUGUGGUUCUAAUGCUGGCAACUUUUACAGCGAAUCUAGCCGCCUUUCUCACGGUCGAACGCAUGCAAACGCCUGUUCAAUCGCUGGAGCAGCUAUCACGACAAAGCCGCAUCAAGUACACGGUCGUGAAGGAUUCCGAUACGCACGAGUACUUCCGUAACAUGAAAAACGCAGAAGACGUACUGUACCAAAUGUGGCGCAAUCUAACACUGUCUAGUGGGAACGAUCAGGCGCAGUAUCGCGUCUGGGACUAUCCGAUAAAAGAGCAGUACAUCAACAUCCUGUCCGCGAUCGAGUCUGCCAACCCGGUAGCUACAGCAGCUGAAGGGUUCCGCCGUGUCAACGAGCGCCUCGAUGCUGACUUUGCAUUCAUACACGAUUCCGCCGAAAUAAGGUACGAAAUAUCGCGCAACUGUAAUUUCACAGAGGUCGGCGAGGUUUUUGCCGAGCAGCCCUACGGGAUCGCCGUGCAGCAGGGCAGCCAUUUGCAGGACGAGCUAAGCUAUUUCAUACUUGAGCUGCAAAAGGAGCGCUACUUCGAGUCGCUCACGGCUAAAUUUUGGAACAACAGUGCCCGGUCCCAGUGUCCCAACACCGACGACAGUGAGGGUAUCACGCUGGAAAGUCUGGGGGGUGUGUUCAUAGCGACAUUGGUGGGAUUAGCGCUUGCAAUGAUCACACUGCUCGGUGAGGUAAUUUACUAUCGUCGUAAGGAGAGCAGCCGAAACUUUAUUAAAGUAGCACCAUUCGGAAAUGCGGACAAACCCAUGGCGCGGGAUGGUAAGCGCAUUGCUCUGAAACAAAAAUCGAUCGCUGCGGUGAAGCAUCUGCUCGAUUUGGACACGCCAGCUAAGGCGCUUCGCGGUGCGACGACAGUGAAAAUCAACACGAAAAAAGAGAAGCCAAUACCGAAGGAAAUUACGAUCGGCAAUAAGUUUGUAUCAGCGGCAGAAAAGCAACAAAAACUUUCCUACAUUGCCAUAAUGCCUAGGAAUGCUAUACAUUAGCUACAUGCAAGAUGGCCUCUAUAAAUGGAUGAAUAAUGCAAUGUUUACUUUAAAUAUUUUAAACUUUAAGUUACUCACUAAUGAAAUUUAUGUAUGCUUUCUGGUUAGUGCAUUAAACACAAUUCAACAAUACGAAAGUAUUUAAAAACGCUUUGUUUUCAAAAGAAUUAGGAAAACAAACAAAACGCUCUGUUCACGAAGAAAUAAAGAAUUUUCAUUUUAAAAGCAGAUCACUCCAAUGAACUCAAUGUUGUUCCAGCUAAUUUCAGAAAAGCCCAACAAUUGUUAUGAAACACUGCGGAGCGGCAACUAUUUUUAACACUGGUUCGCCAAACAAAUUGUAUCUAAGGGUGGAAAUCAACUAGCUGCUCAUUUAUUCUGACAACUGACCAGCUGCACGCAAAUAAGUGUGUUUGAUGGUAGCGGUUGUCGGGCAUGGUGGUAGUAGUCCAACGCUCAAAGUAUAUUGUCGUGACCAAACGAGUAUGAAGAUGAAAUAAACCAUACGUUUGAUAGACUUGUGGCGUCUGUACGCAAAGAUUCACAACGUAAUGAGUGGUUGCCUUAGCCAAACCCAUGCCCAUGCCCCGAGAUAUCCGCUUCAUUAAGGCAAAUGGUUUGAAAGCUUCACUUAGUGAUAGAUAAAUGGUGUUGAU